Molecule: messenger RNA, 2741 nt
Organism: Cinclus cinclus
Lineage: Eukaryota; Metazoa; Chordata; Aves; Passeriformes; Cinclidae
Gene: AKAP8L
Product: A-kinase anchoring protein 8 like
Exons: 13
Coding region: 5-1996 (663 amino acids)
Cellular component (GO): nucleus; nuclear matrix
Molecular function (GO): DNA binding; protein kinase A regulatory subunit binding
Source: RefSeq, a predicted model, not a curated record
CAUCAUGAGCUACGGAUACGGCGAUUGGAAUUCGGGCACGAGCAGAGGCUACGAGGGCUAUGGCUACGGCUACGGCUACAGCCAGGAGAAUUCCGGCGGUUACGGCUACGGAGCGGCCGCCGGGAAUUCCUGGGAUUUGGGGAAUUCCGAGCCCGACGGGACCCCCGAGGGCGCCGAGGGUCCCGGGAAGCAGCGGGGGGAGCCGGGAACCGGGAUCCACCCGGAACACCCCGGGAUCCAGGGCAGGGCCUACGGAGCCGGGGGGGGACAGAGGUACGAUCCCUACGAGUCCUACGGCGAUUCCCGCUCGGCGCUGAGCGACCGCGACUUUUACCGGGCCCCGUUCGAUUAUCCCGGGGAUUAUCCCGGGGAUUACCCCGGGGAUUAUCCCAACGAUUAUCCCAACGACUACCCCAACGAUUAUCCCGAUUUUCCCAACGACUACCCCAACGAUUAUCCCGAUUUUCCCAACGAAUCCGAGCCCGACGCCUCCGCCAACGAUUUCUACGGCCGCCAGCACCCGCGGGAGCAGCAGUUCCACGGGAAAUUCCGGGAGAAUUUCGGACACCGGGGUCACUCCUGGGCUCGCGAGAGGCAAUUCCCGGGCUUUGGAAUGAGGGGGGGGUGGGGCGAGGGGCGGGGCCAACCCGGAUCCCGGCGCCUCCCGUCGCUCUUCUCCCACAACAUCAUUCCCGAGGCCGGAGCUUUCCCGCCCUUCCGCGGCUUCCCCGGCGCCUUCCGGGGCCUCAAGAGGAUGAGGAGGGGCUGGAAGAUGUGGGAUGCGGAGUUCAGGCGGAAGCGGCUCCGCCGCGAUUCCUUCGGGAAGAAGCGGAAGCAGCCGAGCGGCUCCGAGGACAAAAAUCCCAAAACCGACGGAUCCGAAAAUUCCAGCUCGGACAACGAGGAAGGCACGGAGGGAGAAUCCGGAGAAAAGGAGGAAUCCAGAGGGGAAGGGGAGGAUGAAGAGGGACGAGAUUCCGAGAAAGGAGCCCUGAGCCUCCCGGAGGAGAUGGCCCAGAUUUCCCAGCUGAGGCAGAAGCUCCAGGCCGGCAGGAAAUCCCAGGAUCGGCAGAAGAAGCGGCACCGGGACCGGAUGGUGGAGAGGAUCCAGUUUGUCUGCUCUCUGUGCAAAUUCCGGACGUUUUUUGAGGAUGAGAUCCAGCAGCACCUGGAGAGCAGAUUCCACCGGGAGCAUUUCCAGUUUGUGGGCACCAAGCUGCCCCAGCAGACGGCGGAAUUCCUGCAGGAAUACGUGGCCAACAAGACCCGGAAGACGGAGGAGCGGCGCCGCGGGAUCCGGGACAUCAACGCCGUGAUCCAGCAGAUCCAGAGGGAGCAGGACCUGACCCAGGAGGUGGGCCUGGAGCAUUUCCUGCGGAAGGUGGAGGCCGCUCACUGCUCGGCCUGUGACCUGCUGCUCCCCAUGCACUUCGGCUCCAUCCAGAAACAUCUCAAAUCCCUGGAUCACAACCACAACCGCCGGGCCAUGAUGGAGCAAUCCAAGAAAUCCUCGCUGGUGGUGGCCAGGAGCAUCCUCAACAACAAACUCAUCAGCAAAAAGCUGGAAAAGUACCUCAAGGGGGAAAAUCCCUUCACAGAUGAUUCCGAGGAAAAGGAGGAGCACGAGGAAGGGGAAGGAGCAGGGGAGGAAAAUCCUGAGGAAAAUCCAGAGGAAAAUCCCGAAAAUCCUGAGGAAAAUCCUGAGGAAAAUCCUGAGGAAAAUCCCCAAAAUCCUGAGGAAAAUCCCCAAAAUCUCGAGGAAAUUCCUCAAAAUCCUGAGGAUCAUGAGGGAAAUCCCGAAAAUCCUGAGGAAAAUCCCGAGGAAAACAAAAAUCCUGAGGAAAUUCCAGCAGCUGAAAACCAGGAAAGGGGAACAGGGACAAAUCCAGAGCCAGAAAAGGCAGAAAAUUCCCAAAAUCCAGAGGAAUUCCCAGAGGAAUUCCCAAGGGAAGAGCAGCAGGAUGAAGAGGAAACCUCUGGAAUGUUCCAGGAGUGAAUUCCUGAUGGGAAAAGGACCCAAAAUAUUCCCUGGAUGUUUCGGAUCCGUGUCCGUGGAUGUUCCCUGUUCCCAGCCCCAAAAUCCCAGGAAUUCCUGGGAAGAAGAGGGAAUUCUUUUGGAAUUUUUCUUUGGGAAUUCCCAGGAAAAAAGAGGGAAUUUUCUCGAGGUUUUUUUUUGGGGGGGGAGAAUUCCCAGGAAAAAGGGAAUUUUGUUGGAUUUUUUGUCAUGGGGAAAAGGAGAGAAUUCAGUUGGAUUUUUCCUUUUUUUUUCCCCCUGGUAAUUCCCAGGAAAAAGAGGAAAUUUCAUUGAUUUUUUUUUUUUUUUUUUUUUUUUAAGGAAUUCCCAAAAAACCCCAGAAACUCUGUCAAAUUCUUUUAGGAAUUUUUUUCUACCGGAUCUCCCAGAGUUUUUGCCGUGAUCCCGUUGGUUUUUUUUUUUUCCCAGGUGGAUUUGUGGGAAUUUUUCCCCUUUUCCCUCGGGAAUGGGGAUUUUUUCCAGGUGGGACAAGGCUGGGAUUUGUCCUCCUGACCUCACCGAGGUUUUUCCAGGAUUUCCUGUGGCUGUGGAUCCCCCUUUUCCCGAUGUUUUCCUGCUGUUUUCCCGUCGUUUUUCCCGUUUUUUCCCCCAUUUUUCCCACUGUUUUUCCCUCCCCUCUCAGAGCGUUCGGUGCCGUUGUGUCCGUUGUGAAAUGGGAGAAUUUCCCAAGGUUUUUGUGGAUUUUAAAGGACUCAUCCUGAGGUUA